GUCCUUGGCCUUGUGCUUGUGCAUAUCUUGGUCUCUGCUGCCUCCAGAACCAAUGGAUUCUAAGUUGCCUUUACACCACAGGAAAACACAAAAAACCAUGACCUGCUACCUUGUAUUUUGACCAUUAAAUUGAUUCAAGGUCUUCUAUUUCUAUGUUCUCUUUUCCCUUCUCAAUAUCUAUCCAAGAAGAAGAAACCCGAAAAUGGCUACUUCUGCAUCUUGUAGUAGUACUGAGUCAGCACUCAUGACAAAAACAUUGCAGAGUAGUAGAAGAAGGUUCAGAGCACCAAUUGGUUUAAGAGUUUCUAUGCCACGUAAUCCAAAGCUAUUCAAUAGAAUCCGAGCUUCUAUGGUGGACUCAUCUUCUGAUUUUGUUAGUCGCAUAGAAAAAACCUGGUUAAUCUCCCAGCAACCACGGCCAAUUGUUUGUUCGUCUUGCAACUCAAAGGGGCAUACUGAAUGCAAAUGGUGUGGGGGUACUGGUUUCUUCAUUAUUGGUGACAAAAUGCUCUGUGAAGUUCCAUCGAAAAAUACCAGCUGUAUUAUUUGCAAUGGCAAGGGAUCCAUGUGUUGUUCUGAUUGUCAAGGAACCGGCUUUCGCGCAAAGUGGUUAGAAGAACCUCCAACUUCAAAGUAGCAAAGAUACCAUGGACAAUGCUAUGGUGCAAAGAAUUGGACUUAAUGAAUUAUACAUAGUAAUCUAAUGGUGUAGUUUUGAAUCAUGAUAAAUGCUACUCGCUGAUGAUUCAAAUCCAUACCAUUGGAUUAUCUUAAUGCAAGUUCAACCUGGUGCAUCUAAGUGGUUUCAAAACAGGCAUACAACAUUAAGUUGUGAGAUAACAAAGUAAUACAUCAUUAACAUGUGUCUAUGUUUCAUGUCAAGAGGAUUGUAUAACUAACUAAUAAGAGAUGCAGCUAACCUUCAACAACAGAUUAUAUCUGCAGUGAAAACCAUAUUGUUCUGCUGCUUUUGUUUUGAAUUAUAUAAUGUCUUUUAC
Molecule: messenger RNA, 998 nt
Organism: Arachis ipaensis
Lineage: Eukaryota; Viridiplantae; Streptophyta; Magnoliopsida; Fabales; Fabaceae
Source: RefSeq, a predicted model, not a curated record